This is a messenger RNA of Homarus americanus (American lobster), 1065 nucleotides long. Its product is annotated as cell wall protein DAN4-like. Lineage: Eukaryota; Metazoa; Arthropoda; Malacostraca; Decapoda; Nephropidae. The record is from RefSeq and is a predicted model, not a curated record.
AUGGCUUGGAGCCUGAGUUUGGAUCCUCCUGCACCAAGGGACGUCUUGGAGGUCGUGCUCAGUCUCGAGCAGCUGGUGCCGCAAAUUGGCUACCUGUCCAGCAUUGAUCGUGCACCCGCUCGGUUCGCUGGGAGAGACAAGAGAAUAAAUGCCAGUAUUCUUGCUGACACCAACUGUGAAGACAUUGAAGGCUACAGCAGACAAGCUCCAGCGCAGGAAGGUGUUGUUACUGACCCUUCCGCACUAGAUGUAGCCCUCCAUGCGAUAAACCCUGCGAUCCCCAUAACAACCUCUUUAGUCACGCAGAAUUCCACCAACGUAGGUGACAUCAUUCCUGCUCCUGCUGCAUACUGGCUGGAUGAUCCGUCGCCUGCUCGAUUCAGUGACCUUAAAAGGUCGUCGGUGGUCAUUACGGCCAGCAUCUCUAACACCAACAUCUCCUCAACGUUAACAUCUCCCUCAACACCAACAUCUCCCUCAAGUCUCCUCACACCAACAUCUUCGUCAACACCAACAUCUCCAUCGACGCCAACAUCUCCAUCGAUGCCAACAUCUCCCUCAACGCCAACGUCUCCCUCAACACCAACAUCUUCGUCAAACAACAUCCCCAACACCAACGUCUCCCUCAACACCAACAUCUCCUCAACACCAACAUAUUCGUCAACACCAACAUCUCCCUCAACACCAACAUCUCCCUCAACACCAACAUAUUCGUCCAACACCAACGUCUCCCUCAACACCAACAUCUCCUCAACACCAACAUCUUCGUCAACACCAACUUCUCCCUCAACACCAACGUCUCCCUCAACACCAACGUCUCCCUCAACACCAACAUCUCCCUCAACACCAACGUCUCCUCACACCAACAUCUCCAUCGACGCCAACAUCUCCAUCGACGCCAACAUCUCCCUCAACGCCAACCUCAACACCAACGUCUCCCCUCAACGCCAACGUCUCCCUCAACCAACGUCUCCCUCAACCCCUCUCAACACCAACGUCUCCUCAACGCCAACAUCUUCGUCAACACCAACGUCUCCCUCAACACCAACGUCUCCCUCUCCCUGA